GCAUGUGUUCCUAAGGGACAGAAGGAAAACCCAUGCAAAAGCUAAGCUCCCUCCAGGAUCAAUGGGGUGGCCUUACAUUGGAGAGACCCUUCAGCUCUACUCUCAGAACCCCAACAUCUUCUUUGCAUCCAAACAGAAAAGGAAAAACGAAAAGAAACAGUGAGAAAGAAAGAGAAGAAAACAGAACCUGGGAAACACCAGAAAACAUUGCUAGACCGAACACAACCACAUUUCUGUGAAACUCGACAUGGAACCCAAGUUCCAGCAUUUAUUUUCAUAGCUUUGAUCAAAUUGCGUAACUGGCUUUCGUGACGUCUGUCUAAAAAUAGAAACUUCUGCGGUUUCUCAGGUACGGGGAGAUAUUCAAGACGCACAUCCUGGGCUGCCCGUGCGUGAUGCUGGCGGGCCCAGAGGCUGCACGGUUCGUGCUGGGGACGCAGGCUCACCUAUUCAAGCCCACUUAUCCAAGGAGCAAGGAGAGACUGAUCGGACCAUCCGCCCUCUUCUUCCACCAGGGUGAAUACCACACUCGUGUCAGGAAGCUCGUCCGGGCAUCCCUCUUUCCUGAGGCCAUUGGGAAGAUGGCCCCUCACGUCGAGUCGCUAGCCCUCUCCGUGUUGGAUUCCUGGAAUUUUGGACGUGUCAUUAACACCUUCCAUGAAAUGAAAAAGUUUUCUUUCGAGGUCGGUGUUCUGGCGAUUUUUGGCAACUUGGAGGGGCAUUACAGGGAACAGCUGAGAAAAGAUUACUGCAUAAUGGAUAGAGGCUAUAAUUCAUACCCUACCAACAUUCCAGGAACUUCGUAUCGGAAGGCCGUAUUUGCUAGGAGGAGGAUGAGCAAGAUUUUGACUGACAUAAUAUCGGAGAGGAAGGAGAAGAGGUUGCUCGACAAGGAUCUCCUCGGACUUCUGUUGAACUCCCAGGACGAAUGCGGGGAUGUCCUUAACUUAGAGCAAAUCUCAGAUAACAUAAUUGGAGUGCUGUUUGCUGCUCAGGACACAACUGCUAGUGUCAUGACAUGGAUCCUCAAGUACCUCCAUGACAACCCAAAGCUCCUCGAGGCCGUUAAGGCCGAGCAAGAGGCAAUUCGAAGAUCGAAUCAAGAAGAGAGCAAAUCACUGAGCCAGGCUCAGAUUAGACAAAUGCCGUUGACUAAUAAGGUUGUGUUAGAGACUUUGCGAAUGGCAAGCAUUAUAUCUUUCACUUUCCGGGAAGCAAUGGCGGACGUAGAAUACAAGGGGUAUCUGAUUCCUAAAGGUUGGAAGGUAAUGCCUCUGUUUAGGAAUAUCCACCACAACCCAGAUUACUUCAUUGACCCGGAAAAGUUCGAUCCCUCAAGAUUUGAGGUUGCGCCGAAACACAAUACGUUCAUGCCAUUUGGCAGCGGAAUACAUUCCUGCCCUGGAAAUGAGCUUGCCAAGCUGGAAAUGCUAGUCUUGAUCCACCACCUUGUCACAAAAUUCAGGUGGGAAGUGGUAGGAUCUGAAAAUGGCAUUCAGUAUGGCCCAUUCCCCGUGCCCUCGAAUGGACUACCAGCAAGAUUUUGGAAGGAAUCCCCCAUUCCGGGGCAAUGUGGAUGCGCAUGAAAGAAUUCUUUCAUCAACCAAAGACAUUACUUGUGUUCAACCUUCCCAAUGUCAUUUCCCUUUCGACAUUCUUGCUGUUGCCAUCGCUUUCUCUUAUUCCUUUAAGGAGAAAAAAAAAUCCAAAAAAAGAUAAAGAAGAAAAACAAAAAAGAGAUGUGUAAUAGAGAGCACUCUUCUAGUUUAGGUCUUUACUUUGUAUGUAGCAAACCCCCCUCCAAAAAAAGAUUGGGGAAGCUACUCAAAUUUAUUAGUACCAAAGAUUAGUUCAACUCGAUUUGCCCCCC
Messenger RNA from Punica granatum (pomegranate), 1870 nucleotides. NCBI's taxonomy places the organism in Eukaryota, Viridiplantae, Streptophyta, Magnoliopsida, Myrtales, Lythraceae. The record is from RefSeq and is a predicted model, not a curated record.